AUGCCAGAGGGAGGCCUCGGGUCAAACCAGUUCCUGCUGGUCAAGGAAAGGGGGAGCAACGACUUCGUGGCUAUCCCCGUUGAGGAAUGGUACAACUUUCGACCAGAGACCGGCAGGCCUGGCCAAACGCUGGAGGCUGCAGAGGCUGCGAUGGCAGCAGCCAGGCAGCAGCACGAUCGCAUCAACCCCCGGUUCGUGGCAGCCCUGCAAGCCUCCGGCGCCGACGUGGACGCCCCCGCCCUGCCCUCUGGCGCUGAUCGUGAUGAGGAUGGCGCCGACUCUGACGAUGAGUGGAAGGGGAUCAAGGCCAGGGCGGCCUCCCACACCGCCCCACAAGCAGCAAGAAAGCCCCUGGGCAGUACGUCAGCUCAGCGGCAUGCAGGAGGAGGAGGCGAGGACGAGGGGCCAGACGACAAGGCCGAGGAUUGGGACCAUGAGGAUGAGGCGGCCGACGACGACCUCGACAUGGAGGCGGAUGAGGGGGAGGGCGGGGUGGAGGCCAGCCCUGUUCGAAGCCGGAGGCCAAUGAGCGACUCGGACGACGAGGGCGCGGCACGGCCAGAGGCCGUGCGGCGCACCAUCAAGAAGAUGAUGCGCGACACGGGGCUGCGAGAUUCAGACGCGGAGGACAGCGACCUGGACGACCUGGAUGACGAGGACGACAGCGAUGACGAGGACCUGGACGGCACGCCCAGCCUGGACAACCUGCCCGCAGCCACGCCGCCACCCGACGGCGGCGGUGGCGGCGGGGGGGGGAUGCCCGCAGCUGUCCGCCGCAGCGUGAGUCCGGCGCCACCCGGCGCGGCUGGCGGGGAGGCGGCGCCGAGCGCAGCGCCGCUUUCCGCGGGCCUCGCCGCCGCCGCCGCCAAGAGGCCACGGGUGGAGCCCGGCGCGGCAGCGAGCGGCGCGGUGACGGAGGAGGAGGUGCGCACGCUGCUUCAAGCCCGGGGACGAAUGCCUCUCAAGGAGAUUGUGGCUCACUUCAGGGCCAGGGCCACGGGGGACAACGCCAAGGCCUUCACCGCCCUCAUGCGGAGGGUGGUGAGACUGGACCCCACGCCCUCGCCGGAUGGCCAGAAAUACCUCAUCCUCGCUUAG
This is a messenger RNA of Auxenochlorella protothecoides, 1098 nucleotides long. RefSeq lists its product as hypothetical. Gene Ontology annotation, biological process: transcription initiation at RNA polymerase II promoter; positive regulation of transcription elongation by RNA polymerase II. Gene Ontology annotation, molecular function: RNA polymerase II general transcription initiation factor activity; TFIIF-class transcription factor complex binding; DNA binding. Lineage: Eukaryota; Viridiplantae; Chlorophyta; Trebouxiophyceae; Chlorellales; Chlorellaceae. Gene Ontology annotation, cellular component: transcription factor TFIIF complex; nucleus. The record is from RefSeq and is a predicted model, not a curated record. The coding region runs from base 1 to 1098 and encodes 365 amino acids. The transcript is spliced from 8 exons.